AUGGGCAUUACAGGUCUUCUUCCGCUUUUAAAGGACAUAACAUGCGAUGUUCAUUUGAGAUCUUUCUCCGGAAAGGUGGCCGCAGUCGACGUUUACUGCUGGCUUCACAAAACUGUUAUUUUCCGUGUCGAAGAGAUUAAUUUUGGGAUCGAAGCAACGCGGUACGUAUCAACACUUCGUUCAGAUUUUUUUUUUCAGGUACAUUGACAUGUGCAUGAAGGUUACUGAUCUUCUCAUCGAAAAUAAUGUGCAACCUAUUCUGGUUUUCCAGAAGAAGCUGGAGGGCAAGGCAAAUGUGGAAUCCUCCUCCGCUAACUUGUUGUUGUUGAGGACAACAGCAAGUUAG
Molecule: messenger RNA, 346 nt
Organism: Porites lobata
Lineage: Eukaryota; Metazoa; Cnidaria; Anthozoa; Scleractinia; Poritidae
Source: the annotation of a GenBank genome assembly